Phycodurus eques (leafy seadragon) is the source of this 1406-nucleotide messenger RNA. RefSeq names its product retinol dehydrogenase 7-like. The coding region runs from base 89 to 1048 and encodes 319 amino acids. Gene Ontology annotation, molecular function: oxidoreductase activity. The record is from RefSeq and is a predicted model, not a curated record. NCBI's taxonomy places the organism in Eukaryota, Metazoa, Chordata, Actinopteri, Syngnathiformes, Syngnathidae. The transcript has 5 exons.
GUUCAAAGAAAUUGUACAUUAAUGGAACAGAGGACAACUCCACGCUUAAGCGCUUCACAUUGCUCUGGUCCACCUCCUGUCGACGGACAUGUAUCUGUUCCUCCUGGGACUUGUCGUGUUCUACUACCUGUACCGCUGGCUCAGGGAGCUACCCAGGGUCUCCGACAAAGACGGCAAGUAUGUGUACAUCACCGGUUGCGACACGGGCUUUGGAAACCUCCUGGCCCGUCACCUGGACAACCUGGGCUUCCGGGUGAUCGCCUCCUGCUACACGGAGAAGGGCGAAGAGGAGCUGAGAAAGUCAUGCUCUCGAAACUUGACCACAACACACCUGGACGUUCGAUCUGCUGAAAGUGUCGCCAAAGUUGCAGCCAUGAUCAAGGACAAAGUGGGGCAGCGUGGCCUGUGGGCCGUAGUUAACAACGCCGGCGUGUCCGUCCCCACGGCCCCAUGCGACUGGCUAACCAUCGAUGACUACAAGUCCAUGCUGGAUGUGAACCUAAACGGGGUGAUCGCUGUGACUCUGAGCGUCCUGCCGCUCAUCAAGAAGGCCAGGGGCAGGGUGGUGAACGUGGCCAGCGUGUUUGGGAGGAUUAGUCCCACCGGAGGUCCGUACACCGUCUCCAAGUACGGCGUGGAAGCGUUCAACGACAGCCUGAGGCUAAAUAUGGCACCCUUUGGUGUCAAGGUCCUGUGCAUUGAACCGGGCUUCUUCAAAACAAACGUGACAGAUGCUGCGAUCCUGAGUAAGAAUAUCAAGUGGCUGUGGGACAAGGUGCCUCAGGAAGUCAGAGAUGACUAUGGACAGGAGUACCUUCAGAAAUCGUUAGCACUCUUAUCAGACAAAGUUGCUAAGCUAUCAGAUGGAGACCUGAUGAAGGUGGUUAACUGUAUGGAGCACGCGGUAUCGGCCGUUCGACCUCGUACUCGCUACUCACCAGGAUGGGACGCCAAAUUGUUCUGGCUGCCGCUGUCCUACAUGCCAACCUGCGUCUCCACCUACAUUCUGAGUAAAGAAGCCAUUCCCAUUGCCAAGCCAAUGCAAUAAGUGCACUAGUUUGUAACAUUUUUACACACCUGUUCUUCAACACGACCACUUGUUCUGAUACUGUUAGAGCAGUCAACUAUUCAAAAUGCAGUUACAAGAAAAGUGUCUUUUUUUUCCCCCACCUCAGAUUGCAAAACUAAAUUUGCUUUCCCCCCCCCCCCCCCUUUCUCCAAUUAAACGUUCUCCUUUGGUUAUGCUGUGCCAUAUUGAAGGCCUUAUCUGAAGGGAGCAUUAUGUUCCGGCCAAUGUGCAGGUCUUUGGUGAUAAGCCUGUGUGAAAGGUUGCGGGGGGGACGGAGAGGAAAAAAAAAAAAAAACAACUUCAAUUUGGGUUCAAUAAAAAGCAUUCUGUUCAGGAA